Molecule: messenger RNA, 2405 nt
Organism: Chara braunii
Lineage: Eukaryota; Viridiplantae; Streptophyta; Charophyceae; Charales; Characeae
Source: the annotation of a GenBank genome assembly
CACUUUUUUACCAGUAAGGUAAUUAUCCCGCCACUUUUCCGGGGCUGGCCAUCACAGCUUUUUUGCUCGAGAAGUUUAGACAGAAAAAAAGGAAACACAAGAGUGGGGGAGGAUGAAUCUAUCACGACAUACACACAGGCAAAGGGAAGGCGGAGAGGACGCAUGCAUCUGGACGAAAAGAGAGGUAAGGGGGCGACACAUGCAUCUGGACGAAAGGCAGAGGAAAGGGAGAUACAUGCAUCUGACGAAAGGCAGAGGAAAGCGAGAGAGAGUGAUCGAAUGGCAACGAGAAAAAGGCCGAUGAAACGAAGAGAAUGUCUGGCAAAAUUGUGAUUCGACACGUGGGAAGGAUCUUUGCGGGGGUGUCGGAUGAUGAUGAUGAUGAUGAGAAGAAGGGGUUGAUGAUGAUGAUGAUGAUGUGGAAGAAGGGAGAGGGAGAGGGUGAUCGAAUGACAACGAGAAAAAGGCCGACGAAACGAAGAGAAUGUCUGGCAGGAUUGAACGGUGACGUGGCAGGAUUGUGAUUCGACACGUGGCAAAGAUCUCUGCGGGGGUGUCCAUCGUGAUGCUGCUGCUGCUGGGUGAUGAUGAUGAUGUGGAAGAAGGGAGAGGGAGAGAGGGCGAUCGAAUGACAACGAGAAAAAGGCCGACGAAACGAACAGAAUGUCUGGCAGAAUUGAACGGUGACGUGGCAUGAUUGUAAUGCGACACGUGGCAAGGAUCUCUGCGGGUUCUUCCAGUCGUGUUCCUGCUGCUGCUGCUGGGUGAUCAUGAUGAUGUGGAAGGAGGGAGAGGGAGAGAGGGUGACCGAAUGACAACGAGAAAAAGGCCGACGAAACGAAGAUAAUGUCUGACAGCAUUGAACGGUGACGUGGCAUGAUUGUUAUGCGACACGUGGCAAGGGUCUCUGCGGGGGUGCCCAUCGUGUUGCUGCUGCUGCUGGGUGAUGAUGAUGAUGAUGAUGUGGAAGAAGGGAGAGGGAGAGAGGGCGAUCGAAUGACAACGAGAAAAAGGCCGACGAAACGAACAGAAUGUCUGGAAGAGAAUUGAACAGUGACGUGGUAUGAUUUUGAUUCGACACGUGGCAAAGAUCUCUGCGGGGGUGUACAUUGUGCCGAUGCUGCUGAUGCCGAUGAUGAUGGUGAUCAAUCAUGAUGCCGACGAUGAUGAUGAUGAUGAUGAUGAUGAUGAUGAUGAUGACGAUGAUGAUGACGAUGACGAUGAUGAUGAUGAAGACAAGCUCACAAAUGGACACGUGUCAAGGGGUGGCAACUGGUCACGUGGCAACUUUUUUCACCGGUUGCUUCGCGAAAAGCGCGGGAAAAUGUUUCGUCGGGUUCCCGUUCCACAAGACUCGUCUAUUACACAACCAGCAAGCGGCCAAGGGGAGGAGGAGGGUCGAUCUGCGAAAAGCGCGGGAAUGUUUCGUCGGGUUCCCUCCAAUUCUGCUUACAAUGGGAGGAGGAGGAGGGUCGAUCUGCGGAAGAGGGGCGCUGGGCAUCAGAUGGUUCGAUUCCCCGCCAACGGGCGGAGGUUCCAUUUCCGAGAAGAGCUGACAACUGGACACGUGGCUAGAGCUCACAAAUGGACACGUGUCAAGAUCUCUGGGUCGGAGGGGUUUAUCUUCUCUCGGCAGACGUCGGAUGUUCGAUUUCCGGCUUCCGGAGUCGGAACAGUGUCCGACCGAUCGUGUCCGUCGAUUGCUGUCAUUUCCGAAUCCGGAAUCGAACCUCCGACCGGCGACCUCUGCCGACGACGGCGUCUGACGGCGCUGAUGUCAGAUUCGGCUUCUUCGAUGUACAGCAGCAGCUAUAAUCUAAUCAGCGCCGUCGCACACCGUUAAGAAAGAGAGGGGCUGGUUGCGGUUGCAAACAUCAGCGCUGUCGUACACCGUUAAGCAUCGCAAUCAGCGCUGUCGCACACCGUUAAGAAUCGCAAUCAGCGCUGUCGCACACCAUUAAGAAUCGCAAUCAGCGUUGUCUCGCACACCGUUAAGAAUCGCAAUCAGCGCCGUCGGCCAACGUUAAGAAUCGCAAUCAGCGUUGUCGCACACCGUUAAGAAUCGCAAUCAGGGCCGUCAGACACCGUUAAUAAGAAUCACAGGGCGGGAAUUCGACCGACCGUGAGAGACCCUUAGGAAUCGCAAUCAGCGCCGUCACACACUUCCGCCGUAAGAAUUGCAAGCCGGGAAUUCCGCAAACCCGUCACACACCGUUAAGAAUCUCGGGGCCAACCAGCGUUGUCGCACACCGUUAAGAAUCGCAAUCGGCGCCGUCAGACACCGUUAAUAAGAAUCACAGGGCGGGAAUUCGACCGACCGUGAGAGACCCUUAGGAAUGGCAAUCAGCGCCGUCACACACUUCCGCCGUAAGAUUUGCGAGCCGGGAAUUCCGCAAACCCGUCGC